AUGUCGAUCGAAAUCCUUUAUCGAUUUAUCUAUAUUUCUAUCUAUCUAUGCUUAUUCGAAUUUCAAUCUGUUGUCUUCUAUUUACUUUUUUUUCUGUCUUUCUCUUUUCCCUUUUUCUUUCUUUUUUCUUUCUUUCUUUCUUUUGUCUUUCUUCCUUUUUUUCUUUCUUAUUCUUUCUUUCUUUCUUUCUUUCCUUUGUCUUACUUUCUCUUUUUCUUUUUUCUCUUUUUCUUUCUUUCUUUUUUACUUUCUAUUUUCUUUCUUUUUUCUUUCUCCUUAUGUUUUUUCUUUUUCUUUCUUUUUCUUUCUUUCUUUCUUUUUAAAUCUGUUUUUUCUUUUACCUUUCUUUCUUUUUUCCUACUUUCCUUUUUUCUUUCCUUCUUUGUCUUUCUUUCUUUCUUUCUUUUUACUUAUUUUCUCUCUUUCUUUUUCUCUUCCUCGUUUUCUUUCUUUUUCCCUUUUUCUUUCUUUCUUUUUUCUAUCUUUGUUUGUUUCUUUUUUUCUUACUUUCUCUUUUUCUCGCUUUCUUUUUCCUUUUCGCUCUUUCCUUUCUUUCUUUCUAUCUCUUUCUUUUUCCUUUUUUCUUUUUCUCUUUUUCUUUCUAAUUUUUUUCUCUUUUCCUUUUUCUCUUUCUAUCUAUUUUCAUUCUUUUUUUCUCAUCAAAAAGAGGACAUAUGUUGCUGUCGUUACUAUUAA
Molecule: messenger RNA, 696 nt
Organism: Acanthosepion pharaonis
Lineage: Eukaryota; Metazoa; Mollusca; Cephalopoda; Sepiida; Sepiidae
Source: the annotation of a GenBank genome assembly